AUGUACAGAAAAUUGUGUAUUUGUGCCUUCAUGUUGAUAUUAAGAAGUUUAAAUACCCAUGGUAGGUUUCUGGUGAUACCGGAGGACGUCCCAGCUGGUUUGGCGGCUGUUUAUGGAUUCGCUCAACCGUUGCACAAAGGUAACGACCAUCGAAUCGGCUUUGGUUUUCGUUUCGGAAACCACGCCGACCUGCAGAUACUGUACGAGUUGGGACCUCAAACCGUAACCAAACCCUUGCAAGCGUCGAAGACCCGUUCAGCUCCAUACAGGCAAAGAUUCGCGCGCCGACGUCCGAUCCUGGAUCUAUUAUUACGAGCUGGUUUUCUCAAGGACACUUCAUACGACAACAAUGUCAUUCAUGAGUGUGACGAUGAACCUCGGUAG
Arctia plantaginis is the source of this 384-nucleotide messenger RNA. The record is from the annotation of a GenBank genome assembly. NCBI's taxonomy places the organism in Eukaryota, Metazoa, Arthropoda, Insecta, Lepidoptera, Erebidae.